This is a messenger RNA of Lagopus muta (rock ptarmigan), 6730 nucleotides long. RefSeq names its product periphilin 1 (gene PPHLN1). Gene Ontology annotation, cellular component: nucleoplasm. The record is from RefSeq and is a predicted model, not a curated record. The coding region runs from base 140 to 1282 and encodes 380 amino acids. NCBI's taxonomy places the organism in Eukaryota, Metazoa, Chordata, Aves, Galliformes, Phasianidae. Gene Ontology annotation, biological process: negative regulation of gene expression, epigenetic; protein localization to heterochromatin; negative regulation of DNA-templated transcription. The transcript is spliced from 10 exons.
UCGCGCCGAGCGUUGCGAGCGAGCCGGGCGCUUCCGUUAACGCCCGAGCGGCGCCGGAAGCAGCGGGAGCGGGGCUGCGGAGUGGGACGCGGCGGAGGUAAUGGGUCUUCAGAGGCAAAGUCUCUAAGACUAACAGAAAAUGGCAUAUCGGAGAGAUGAAAUGUGGUCUGAAGGACGAUAUGACUAUGAAAGACUUCCAAGAGAACGCCUUCCUCCAAGGUUUCAUCCUGAUGAUGAGUACCAUAGAAUUGUAAACAUCAUGCCCAAGAAACCGCCACUUCUUGAUAGACCUGGAGAAGGGAGUUACGGUCGCUAUGAUGAUUACAGCCACGCUGAGUACAGAGACUAUGAGGAGGGUCGUGGUUUUGCCCAUGAGCGAAGAAGUGGCCCACCACAUCGAGGUGUACAUAAGGAUGAGUCAGGAUACAGAUGGCCAAGAGAUGAUCAUCCUAUGAAUCGUCAGACUCAAUACAGGAAGGUCAGAGAUGGCUUCAGGAGAAAAAGCUUCCAUCCCUCUCAUUAUAUGAGAGAGCGAUCCCCUCAUAAGAGAGACUCUCCUUUCUUCAGGGAAUCACCGGUGAGCCGAAGGGAUUCUCCGCACAGCAGAUCUGGCUCUAGCGUGAGCAGCAGAAGCUACUCUCCUGAAAGAAGCAAAGCCUAUCCUUUCCACCAGUCCCAGCAUAGCAGAAGUAUGUCAUCUUUACAUAAAAGAAAUAUUUCUUCUCAGCAAGGUAAAGAGAGGACUUCAGUUCAGUCGUCGAAAACAUCAAGAGAUGCAUCACCAUCGGGCUCCACAGCACUACCCACAUCAAAGGCUAUGGAGAAGAGCAACAGACUGUCAGAAAAGGAACUCGCAGAAGCUGCAAGCAAAUGGGCAGCUGAGAAGUUAGAAAAGGAUGAAAACAAUUUAUCGGAAAGAACAGAGUAUGAAGCUGGUUCUUCAGCUCCAUUAUAUGUCGAACAAACAGAGGAAACAGAAACAAAUGUAACUGACAGUACAGAAUUAUAUGAAGAUAACCAGCAUCUUUGCCGCUCAAAAGCAAUUGCAACUAAAACCAAGGAGAUAGAGCAGGUAUACAGACAAGACUGUGAAACCUUUGGCAUGGUGGUGAAGAUGCUGAUCGAUAAGGAUCCGUCGUUAGAGAAGUCCAUUCAGUUUGCUCUGAGGCAGAAUUUGCAUGAAAUAGGUGAGCGAUGCAUUGAGGAACUCAAACAUUUCAUUGCUCAGUACGAUGCCGCCAACCAAGAUAUGUCAGAAUCCUUCAAAGAUGGCUCAUACUAACACAAAAAUACAGUUAGAACUCUGCAUACAGUACGUGCGCUGCAAUGCAUACAUCUGUUUCUUGUGAGGAAAGGGGAGUUUGUGUUGAAGAUUGGAAGCCAAGGCCUGCUCUACUUCAUAGCUCAGAUGGCUGUACCUUGCUCAUUGCAGUUUCCACAGUUCUAUUCUGUCUACCUGUACUUGUUAUUCCUUUGAAAAAGAUGGUUUUUUUCUUCAAAAAUUCUGUAAAGUGACAAGCUAUGCAGUUACCUGGCAAAACACAUUCAGUCUGAUGUUUGUGCACUUGCAUUUUGAUGUUUGUAAGCAUAACCAGAAACACCGCGUUUUUUAUUAAAACAAGAAUGUUCUUCCUUCCUUAGCUUAUGCAGAAAUAUGUCCUGUGUUCAUAUAUACUGUAGGCAAGGACGAUUUGUAAAAUUGCUCACAACUAUGAUUUAAUUUAUUUAUUAUAGUUUAAUUUUGAAUUUCAGAUGGAUUCUGUAAAAUUACACCAGGGUUUAUGUCUAGUCUUUGCCAGAGGAACUCUGCCUACUUAAUGUUAGAAGAACCUACUCUACUUCUGUGAAUGCUUUUUAUAUGUUGGUUUUCCACACUGUAUAUCAUUACUAGUGAGCAGUAUUAUGUAGAACUAAAUCCAAUUUUUGUUAACUGUUUGCAACUGUCUUCUUUUGUAAUGAUUUUUGAGCUAUACCUUACAGAAUGUAAGCACAGGCAGACACUGAGGACUCUGUUUUUACCCUUUCCCCUUCUUAUCCCUUAAACCUCACCAUUUUUUGUGCAACAGUUAGGAAGCCUUGUAAAUCUUCAGAAAUCCAGAAGGCACAGGAAUUUGGAGUGUCAAGAUGAGGUCUGGGCCAUCUCUCUAUUUAGUAACUCCAAAUUGCUUCAGAUCAGGUAUAAUGUGAAGUUAAACCCUAAGUAGACCCCAGAUGCGUUAUCUCAAACCUAAAUGAUUCUGUAGUAGUGUAGUAUCUGGAGCCAUUUUUGACCUGAUAGAGAGUGACUUACGGCUGGGAAGAAUGGUUGAGUAGAGGCAAGGAACUGCCAGUGCUGUGCCAUUGCGUUGCGGAGAUGAAACGUCACUUAGGAAUCGUUGGCACUGGUAGGUAUCCUGACUGUUGGUAUGUGUAUGUGGAAGGUGAUACUGUUUUUCUUGAACGUUUUAGGAAGAGGGAGAAUUUGAGUCAUAGACAAGAAAAAGUAAACGAUUGUUUUCUAUACGUGUAUUUAGAAACAUGAAAUUCUGUCAAAUGGCCAACAACUAAAGCUCACCGUUUCCCAUAUGCAUGGUAUUAAAUGAAAAUGUCAAUGGAUUCAGCCCCUUAUUAAGUAGCUUCUCAGAUUACUGCCAAAUGGUUUGCAGAAAAGUAAAUACAAUGGCAGCGGUUUUGCACAUACAAGGUACUUGACCACAGCAUCUUACACAGACAAACCCUGAUAUGGUGCAUUAAAUAUAUAUUCCAUCAGAUUCCUGAGAUGCCUGAUUAGUUUUAACGUCAGGGCUGCAGGGUUAGGGAAAAGCUCACUGAUCCUACUGGGUGCUGAUUUGGGGUGGGAGAUGGGAAAGGAAGGUGACCUGUGAUGAUACAGCAGCUAGACCUGACCCAGCCCUUUUUGCAACCACAGGCAACGUUCUCUGAGACAGAAACGUCGCAAACAGGGCUCACUAUGGACCAGAUAGUUUUCAGGUGGUAGAUCUGAGCUUCUGCUUUGGGUUAGAAACACUAAAGAAGAAAACAGUGAAUUCAUGCUUAAUACAUUUUUUGUCCAUUGUUACUGUAUGUUGUGUUAGGAGUCUCUUUCUUUUGUUCUCAUAGUGAAAUUUAACCAGGCUUCUAAAAGUACCUGAUUUUGCAAGAGCUUCUCUAUAGAGCUUACAACACUGUUGUGUUUUUGCAGUUAGUCAGUAGGUCAACAUCUUCCUAGGAUGUUCUUAGCAUUCUUUUUUUUUUUUAAUUGAUUUAUUUUUACUGAUGAGCUAAGGAGACACUUUUAUUUUUAUUUUUUUAAUAAAUGCUGUUUCUAUGAAAGUGAUUGGUGGCUGUUUUUUCCCUGUUUAAUACUUGGCAUGGUGCUGAAUGUUCAUGAGUAACCUUUUGUGAUGUAUCCUUGAUGCUGAUGUCAGUAAAAUGUUACGCCACUGAAGCUUGAGCAAGAACUACAUUUUCUUAUUCUUGCUUCCUGUAGGAACAAGGAAUUUUAUUUUGUAUCAGUAUAAGAAGUUGUCCUUGGUCUCUUGUAGAGCCUCGAGGGGACUGCUAGAAAGGGGCAGGAAAAGCACUGACAGAAGGAACCCACGCUGUGCACCAGGAAUUGUUCUUUGUCCCUUCAGGAGCUCUUGGAAACACAACAUACUUCUAGGACUCAUUAAUGUGCAGAUGCCCUUAAUAGAAUGAAAGGGGAAAAGGAAGUGGAAGGAAACAAGGGCAGAAUUAGCUGCUAAGGCUGCAGAGAAUAUGAAUGAAUCUGUCUUCUCAGUGGGGGUGAGGUGGCAGCCUUGAGCAACAAGUGGAGCGGUUAGGGUGGAAGUCAGCAAUACAGCCACUGCAGGUAGAAGAGGAGCCAGUACAGCGUAUCAGAGGAACUGCUUCCUUGUGACUCUGUUUCUGUGCAGGAUUUCAUCUUUGGGAAGGUGAAGAUGUAUGGCCUAAACGUUUCUUGGUAUCAUGAAUGUAUAAGCUCCGCACACAAUGAAGGCAUGCCUUCCAAUAAUGUACAUUCUGUACCUGUGUCAAGUGCAGGGAGUGGGCACUUCCUAUCAUGUCCAUAUCAUUUCCUUCAUAUUAAGGUGGAAGAAUGGAUUAGAAACAUUUCCCAAAAGAAACUGUUCAAAAAUAACGAAGGAGCAAUCUUUUAUAUCAAGCUGCAGAAAAACAAAACAAUCUUACAGCCAUCUUUAAACUUAGUGUCUAAUGUCUGAAUUGGGUAGUAGUACAAAAAGCUGCCUGUUUUGUUACGUGUGGUUACAGGCACCUGUUAUUCUUCGCAUGAUGGGAAUGUCCUCAGUGAUCCUCAGAAAACACAAUUUUCUAAGUGUUUCUAAUAGUCUUAAUUGUUUGUGGCCCUGCAGCCUAGCACAGGUGAGAGGUGACAGGUGACAGGACAAAGGGAAAUGGCCUCAAGUUGCGCCAGGGUAAGUUUAGGUUGGAUAUCAGGAAACGCUUCUUUACAGCAAGGGUUGUUAAGCAAUGGAAUAGGCUCCCCAGGGAAGUGGUUGAGUCACCAUCCCUGGAUGUGUUUAAAAAUGGAGGAGGGAGCAGAGGGUUGUUAGGGCAGUAUGGUUAGGUUGAGGUUGGACUCAAUGAUCUUUAAGGUCUUUUCCAACCUGAGCAAUUCUAUGAUUCUAUUCUGUGAUUCUAGGUAAGGGAGAGUGAUGUGUCUCAAAGUUGAGGUACCUAAGCUAGCCCUGAGGAAGCUGCUCAGCCAGAGCACUGCUUCCCUGGGCACUGUGCUGUGCAGCUGUACCUUCAGUGAGUGUUGUCUCAAGGGAAGAGAGAUCACAGCUCCUGCCUUGGGCUGGAAAGAAUGGCUGCUUUUUUUCCUUUGGCUUGUUGUUUUGUUUUAAUAACAGUAUGGGGAAGAGAGUCAUCUUUCAACUCAUUUAUCUGGAGGUUUAGAGCGAGGUGCUAUGGAAGCAAACUCUCUGAAGACAGCUUAGAAAUGACACUAGAUAUCUGCAUUGAAUAGUUGUGUUGUUUGAAAGAAAAAGGAAGAAGUGAUCACAGACAGUGAUUGGAAAGCGUUUAUCAUCUGAUACUCCGUAAGGCUUUGUGCUUUGGGAGAGUAUGUAUGUGCUGCAUCUCUGAAGAUGGUGUAAGACAGUUUAGAACAAGUGCUGCUGGGAUGUAUCUGCAUGAAGCCCUACUGCAGUAGCAGCAGGGCAUGUUGUUCCAGAGGAUUGUGGUGACCUGUAAUUGCAAAUGCAGUUAAGAAUGGAAAAUCCCAAUCCGUGUUUGAGUAUCUGGGGGAAAAUGCUAACAAGUCAGUAUCACUCCUCAAGUCCUGGAAGUCUUUAGCAGGCUGGCUGUUGUAAUGUCCUUAAGCACAACCGCCAUUUAGCUGCCAGAAAAGUAAAUGCUGCCUAAGCCACCAGGGCAGCCUGCCAGCUGGAGGCAUCCCACAAGCUGCCCAUGGGCCCCUGUGAUGUAGCAUGAUAUUUCUUUGAUCAUCUUUCAUGUACACAAGACUUGUUUGUACUAGAAAAGGACUCGUAUGGUGAAUAACACCUCUGGGAAUAAAGGAUCUUCUGCUUAUUUUACCCUGAAGAAGACAAGCAAGUAACAGCUAUUUUAACUCAGCUGUAACAGUAACUUCAAUUUGUUGGGUGUGAGCAAUACUCAUGUGUCCAUUCCAUCCCUUAUUUCUAGCUGCUCUUAUUCCAAAACUUUUUAUAUCCUUAAAAAUGACUUCAGUUCAAUCUGCCAGUUCUGUGUAUGUAAGAAGCACCCGUUUCUCCAUCUCUUCAUUAAUUACCUGUCUUCAGGUGGUCAGACAGCCUGCUGUUUUAGCAUUUACUAUUUCAGUGUUAAGUAACAAAGUCCUGCUCUUUCCUUAAAAUAAGCUGCUCUCAAUGCUUUACCUUGAAGGUGAAUUCAAGACAACUACUUUACCAACUUGCCUUCUAGGACAACCUUGCAUGUCUCUCCCUUGAUGUAAGCAAACAUGGAAAUGAUUUCUGAGAAAAGAGGGAAACAAUAAGAAAAAAAAUCCACAUCCACAGGAGUUGGGUAUUUGUUGUACUGAUAUAUUCCAGGCUUGUGUGGUUUUUACAUUUAUAUAGUUUACAUUUUGCUUGACCCAUAAAUAACACUUGCAAGAUUAAGAGGGCCAUAGUUUGGAGAGUAUUUACAGAGCCCCACCAUGCAUACAGAGCUUUCAAUACCUAGUAGACAAAAUUAAGCUGUUUUGCACUAAACAUUUUUCAAUAUUUUUAAACUCCCUGACUAAAAUACAAGCACUAUUUCAUCCAUAAUGCUGCUGUUAAACCCCUAACAAAUCUAGUUCGAUAUUGUAACAAACUUCUUCAAAUUCAGGGAUAUAAAAAUAUUCAGCUUUUAAAAAUCUUAACUGUACAAUAUAUACAUUCGUAUUUGCACUGUUAAAUUAUGAAUACAUUUAAGCCUAUGAAAUACUACGUCAUAAAUAGCAAUUUUUUUGAUUUAGAAUUGCAACUAAUACGUUUUAAAACCUGGAUAAUACAUUUGAAAAGACAGAAUUUUGGAGCCUAAUCCUUUAAGCCCUUAUGAAACUGUUUGUUAUGUAAGUAGAUUCAUUGACUUAAAUGGGGUUAUGUGCCUGAGCAAAGGAUCCCACCAUUUGUACCUUUCGCUUUCAGUGCUUUGUUGCAGAGGAAAUGACACAAAAGCCAUCACUGCUCACUGGCAGUCAAGUCCAAUUCCAACAGCUGAAUUAAUAUCUUCCUUUCAACAGGCACAAAAAAAAAGCAAA